This is a messenger RNA of Pseudo-nitzschia multistriata, 2399 nucleotides long. NCBI's taxonomy places the organism in Eukaryota, Bacillariophyta, Bacillariophyceae, Bacillariales, Bacillariaceae. The record is from the annotation of a GenBank genome assembly.
GCCAAUUUUGCAGUAUGCUAUUUUCCCUGCGCAGUUUGCGUUCUUGUAUUCGUACUACCCAUCUGGAAGGUAAAUUUCUACAUUUUGGUUUGCAAUGUUUUCCAGUGACUUGUCCCAUAAAUUUGGCAGCUUGAAAUUGUCCUCUUACCGUCUUUUUUAUCUAUUCACAACUUGUGCAAUUUUUCAACUUCGUGUUUUAGACUGGACGAUGUCGCCGAAAAACUAAGCGAUGAGUGGAAGUCUAGACAUUUUGAAGCGAGCGAAGAAGCAUUCAAGAAAGCCGAGGAAGGUUUUGUAAGGGAGUCGGGACCAUCGUUCUUCCAAAAAGCUGAGGUCGAAGAAUCAAAACCAUUGGUCGCUGGCUUGAAGAGCAAGUUCAGUAUCUUUUAAAUUGCAGCCCUAGAUCUUUGAUAUUUCAUUAAUUACUAAAGAUAUUUUCCCAAUGGCAACAUGAGAGUUUAGUGCUCGGGUUAAACACAGAUUUUGCGUUCAGCAUUUGCUGGUAUGGUGCAAACCUACCGUAUCAGUGCAAUCAUGACCUCUUUCUCAUUUAUGGACCCAAAAACCAAAAAUCCUGUUGCAUACUUAGUACUCUAUCUUAUUUUGUGUAUGUAUCAUAGGUAUGAUAAUGCCGUGAAAUUUACGUAAAAUACCUCCACCAUCCAUCACGCAAGCUGUCUGCAAAAUACAUUCUAUCAUUCUGUAUCGUAUUAUUGUACUCGUACCGCACAACGGGACGACGAUCACACAUCGCACGCUAAACCUUAAAUCCUUGAUCAAAUACUGUAAUAAUCAUGCAAGUAAGAAAUAACAGUAUCAAAUCACAAGGAAGGGAUAACUAGCAUAGACGAAUACCAUCAGACAUACCCUUCCCCUCCACCAAGGUCAGCAUCCCAAAAGCCAGAAUGGAAAUAGAGAUAAAUUUCCGUUUCGAUGACAACGGAAGAACAGCAAACACAAAGGGCGAUACCGGGGCGGACGGUGACAACAGAAACGUGAAUGAAAUCGAUUACGAUUUCCGAGCCCAGAUGACGAACCUGGGGGGGUUGUCGGACUCGGAGGCAAUGGACGAUAUUUUGUUGGAUUGUGAAAUCAGCGACAACAUGAUCAUGCCGCGUACGUACUGGAUGCCCGCCGACGGGACCAAGGCGCGCUGCACCCUCGAGCAACUGGCCCUCGACGUCUUUCACAAACACGUCCCGGCGAAAGGCUUCGAUUACGACCCCGAAACCAGCGGAGCCGAGUGGUGGUGCCAGCUCCGACCGUCCCCCGAGAUGGGGCGGCACAAUGCCGUUCGGUGCUCCGACGAAGAGGCUGCCGGCGAUGGUGAUUGCUCCGAAGAUCCGUUUGCCAACGGGAUUUCCUUUCACGUCGACAAGGACGAAGAACUGCGGAUUCUGACGGGGGGCUCCACGUACGUCCACCCACAUAUAUCUACGAUAACCUAUCUGACCGAUUUGGGCAGCCCCACGCUGAUCAUGGAUUGUCUGGUGCACCCGCUGACGGGGGAGUGGAUCGUUCCAAGCGAAUCGGUCAACGGAUUCGUCUCCUGGCCAUCGGUCGGCAAGCACACAUCGUUCGACGGCAGAUACCUCCAUGCAUCGCCACCCGAUCUCAUGGGCGAAAAGGAUGCCUUCCAGAAGCAAUUGGAAUUCGUGCCCAGCAGCGACGAAGCAACCCUGAAAAAGCAAAGACGGCGGCACCGCCGGGUGACGUUCUUGGUCAACGUCUGGUAAGUGUGUUUUUUCUUCUCGUGUUCCAAUCUCCCUAGCAAUUUUCGCGUCCGCUGAUUCUCGUUGUCCGUCCAUGCGGUUCUUCACAAAAGGCUGAACUACAAACCAUACAACGUACACAAAUUUCCGGAGUCGAUGAUCGACAAAAUGAGUGGUUGCGACGAAACCAAACGGGUCGGUUUGGAGUUCUCGUCGGCAAACCAAUCCUCUGCGGCGCUGCACGUGCAAAAGACAUCGGUCCGAUCGAACCGAGCCACCGAGACACUCUCGGGGACCGGGGAAAGCGAGCCCUCUUCCGAAAGCGUGCACACCACCACACCCUUUUCGUGGCCGCUGGGGGACAAGCGUUCGAACGAAGAGCUGCGGUGCCGGGUACCGAUGGAUUCGAUCGGAAAGGCCUCCAAGGAAAGGUCAAACGUCCGAAUCGAGUGGCAAACGGGUGCGGAGGGGUCCCCGGGGACCGCAAGGUGCUUUUGUCUCUGCACCGGGGAUUCCGAUGGAGCCGUGCCGCCCAGCAAACCCGGAGCAACCGGGGCGGAAGGACGCAAGGCCGCCGAAUCGUCCACGCCCGCCGAACCAGGCGAAAGCACGACAGCCCCAGAGGAUCCGACCCGCAAGAAGCGCCCCCGCGACGAUUGAUCGAUUCGAUCCGCUUCUAGAUUUUAU